AUGGCUCCUCGCAAAUUCAAUCUAAACGGCAAGACCUUAACUGCUCCUCUAGCAGCCGCAACCAUGGCACUACUCCUAUUCACAUACACCCGCACAUCCAUCCGGGCAGCUAAGCAGAAUGCUCAAAAACACCGCGAAGCAGACGGUGGACAGAUCGAUUGGGCCAAUGAAAGUCUAAGGCGUCAUGGACAAUUAGAUGCGCCUGUAGAGCAAACAACCGUGAAACAGUUAUUGGGAACGGCAAAAGAUAAUUUGGAGGAAUUGAGGAGGAAAGGAAAUGCGCCCGAGAGGCAUGAAGUGGAGAGGAAGCUGAGAGAGCGAGCGGCGAAGGGAAGAGAGGGUGGUUUUGCUGGGAAAGCAGAUUAA
Molecule: messenger RNA, 366 nt
Organism: Botrytis byssoidea
Lineage: Eukaryota; Fungi; Ascomycota; Leotiomycetes; Helotiales; Sclerotiniaceae
Exons: 2
Coding region: 1-366 (121 amino acids)
Source: RefSeq, a predicted model, not a curated record